GGGCGAGGAGUGGGGUGGGGUGGGGUGGCUCCAGGCUGGGGAGGGGGGCCUGUAGCCCCAGGCUGAGGGGAGGGUCCAGGCGGGGGGCGGGCCCGGGGGCGGGCCCAGGCUCCGGGGUGCAGGCGGGCAGCAGGCCGGCGGGCCCCGGGCGCCAUGGACCUGCUGUCGGCGCUGAGUCUGGGGGAGCUGGCGCUCAGCUUCUCCCGAGUCCCCCUGUUCCCCGUCUUCGACCUCAGCUAUUACAUCGUGUCCAUCCUCUACCUCAAAUAUGAGCCAGGGGUGGUGGAGCUGUCCCGGCGGCACCCCGUGGCCUCCUGGCUGUGUGCCAUGCUGCACUGCUUCGGCAGCUACGUCCUGGCUGACCUGCUGCUGGGGGAGCCUGUCCUGGACUGUUUCGGCAACACCGCCAGCGUGCUGCUGGCCUCGGCCGUCUGGUACCUGACUUUCUUCUGCCCCCUGGACCUCUUCUAUAAGUGUGUGGCCUUCCUGCCACUGAAGCUCGUGUUUGUGGCUAUGAAGGAAGUCGUGCGUGUGCGAAAGAUUGCGGCUGGCACCCACCACGCCCACCACCACUACCACCACGGCUGGUUCAUCAUGGUGGCCACCGGCUGGGUCAAAGGGUCCGGGGUGGCCCUCAUGUCCAACGUGGAGCAGCUGGUCCGGGGUGUCUGGAAGCCGGAGGCCAACGAGUUACUUCACAUGUCCUUCCCCACCAAGGCCAGCCUGUGCGGGGCUGUGCUGUUCACCCUUCAGCAGACGCGCUGGCUGCCUGUGGCCAAGGCCACCCUCAUCUUCCUCUUCACACUCUUCAUGGUCUCCUGCAAGGUGUUCCUGACGGCCACCCACUCCCAUCACUCUCCCUUCGACUUCCUGGAGAGCUACAUCUGCCCCGUGCUUUUCGGGGGGUCCUGGGGGGCCGACCCCCACCACCAUGACAAUCACGGGGGCCCCCACGGGGGAGGCGCCCCCCACUCGGCCCUGCCCACCAAGUCCAAGGAGGAGCUGAGUGAAUGCACCCGGAAAAAGAAGACUAAGAAGGCAGAGUAGGGGGCCAGGGAAGGGGCUCCGGGCAGGGGGGACCCUUCCUCUCUCUGCCAGAACCUUGCCCCCCCAACAAUCAUAACUGUUUUUCAGGGCGGGGGAGCCUCUCUACUGCAGCCAUACCUCCCACCUGACGGGACCCCGGGGGGCUGUUGUAAUCACCCCCACCCUCCCCCACCAAGGGCCGUCUACCUGGACUCACUCACCCGACGGCCAUUUAUUUAUUUGCCUGUAUGUUUAUUCCCCCCAGCUUCCUCCUCCAUGCAGCCACAGGGAUUUCAGCCCCUGGAAGGGUAGGCAAGGCCUCCCCCUACUCCCAACUCAGUGGAGAGCCCCCCCCCCCCACCACAAAGCAAGCCUUAGAAACUUGGACCUCAUGCCUGGGAUGCCCCCCCAGCCCUCUCUGAUGCCCCCACCCCCACAUGGACAGGCCUCUCGCAAGUUCACAUCCGCCUUCACAGCCGUCAGUUACUCAGGCAACAGUCGACCUGGGGCCAAACUCCCUUGUCACCCUCCUGGAAUCCUGGGGCUCCCCAGCCCUGAGUGCUCGAACCCAGACCUUCAGCUGGACGCGGGGUGGGGGGUCUGGGAGGUAGCACAGAUGUCAGGAAGUGCCUUGUGGGGGCAGCGGGUACACGUGGAGGCCACAAGCCCUCAAUUCUCUGACGAGCGGAGGACGUUUGCCAAUAAACUUGUGUGACAA
Erinaceus europaeus (western European hedgehog) is the source of this 1744-nucleotide messenger RNA. RefSeq names its product transmembrane protein 38A (gene TMEM38A). Gene Ontology annotation, biological process: potassium ion transmembrane transport. Gene Ontology annotation, cellular component: membrane. The record is from RefSeq and is a predicted model, not a curated record. Gene Ontology annotation, molecular function: identical protein binding; potassium channel activity. The transcript is spliced from 6 exons. Lineage: Eukaryota; Metazoa; Chordata; Mammalia; Eulipotyphla; Erinaceidae. The coding region runs from base 154 to 1047 and encodes 297 amino acids.